Messenger RNA from Dermacentor andersoni, 8071 nucleotides. RefSeq lists its product as uncharacterized. Lineage: Eukaryota; Metazoa; Arthropoda; Arachnida; Ixodida; Ixodidae. The record is from RefSeq and is a predicted model, not a curated record. Gene Ontology annotation, molecular function: protein binding.
GGGGAGGGGGGAUUUUUUUUUUGUCGGGGCUCAAUUGACGUGCACGUGAUCAACUUUUGCGCUCUUCGGUUCUUCCUCGAUAAAGUCAGUUCGCGACUAUGCAAGUCUUGGGUGAAGCUUCCAGCGCGAUUGAUCAACUUUUGCGCUCCUCGGUUUCUUCCUCGUAAAAUUCUCGCGGCCGUUCCGGGUCGCCUUCAACGUUUGUUGAAUGAAGCAAAUUAAGAGAGCCGUCGUAGAGCUCGGGCAGCUGUGCUCUCUGCGGCCUUGACGUCUGUCGGGGAGUCACUGUGCGCUCGCAGACUUUGGUGGCGUAUUUGCAUGCUAGCCGAGCCCGUGUCUCUCGAAGAGGUGCGUCGGCGACUUUGGCCACGGAGCGGCGAUCUGCUGAAGAGGAGGCGGUGACCAUGGCUUGGCGAACGUGCGUGAUCGCGCUGCUUUGCACCGCGCUGUCGUGCGCGCUCGCCGACGAAAUGCCUGAAUAUGCAUUCAGCGAGCUCUGCCAGAACCAGUCAGCACCCCUCACAGUCCGCAAGGCGGCUCUUGUGUGGCUCAACAACUCGCAAGAAGAGUGCAGCGUGCGCGUCCGUUUCGCUUCUGGGCUCCUCAUCACGGUGGCCUCGCUGAACUUGACGGCAUCGGCAAACUGCACCGACAGUUAUCUGAAGGUGACAGUUGCCGAUGAAGUGGCACCAGGAGGAGGACCGUUCUGUGGCUACCAGGCAGACCGUCGUGAGGCCACACCAGGUCUGCAAGUGACAUUCAUGAAGCCACCACAGAAUGGCUCUGUUGUGCUGAAUGUCAAUGCCACGUCACCAACUAGCAACUUCACCUUGGUGCUCACGGCAUUUACAAAUGUGAGCAGAGAUGAUAGCUGCCCCAGUACGAGGCACGAGUGCUACAACAAGCGCUGCAUUGCUUCAGAUAUCUUCUGCGACGGCCACAACCAUUGUGGCGGGACGCAGGUCCCCCUGCCCGAGCAGUGCCCCAACCCCGUUACUGCAGAGGCCACCUGGUGGGCCAUUGGAACAAUCAUCUUCGGUGUCAUUGCACUCAUCCUGCUGCUUCCAUGCUUUGUGUGGACCGCACUGCGUGGGGGCCAGAACAAUGUGACUACACUGGUGCUUCCUGGUGCCAUGCGCAUUCCUAGUAAGAAUGGCUCUUCAACUACAGCUUCUGCACCUGGGACUUCUCCGACCCAGGAAGCACCUUCUGUGAAUGAUGGGCCAUCAUCCGCAGAUCACCAGCUCUCGGUAGAGUGCACGCCUACAACGAGCGACAAAGCACGGCUUGUGACAUCUUGAAGGUUUGCGCGCCCCUUAGACAUUGGUGCAUUCUCUUCCUGUGCCUUUGAUGGUUGAUGUGUUUGGUUGUGGUUCGGUUGUGUUCCAAUGCCUUCCCUGUCGCAGGAGCGGCCUAUGCUUGGGUGUUAUGUUCAGCUUAGGUACGUGACGGCACUUUUCUUUCCAUGCCACUCUGCAGUGCCGCAGUCUGCUUGCUUUUUCCCUUCAGUAGCGUGCUGGCAGUGGUAUUGAAGAUGCAUGCUGGCAUGAAUACUGAAAGAAAGAACUGCCAUUGUUGUGCCUCAGCAGAAUGUAUCACCUGUGACAGAUUUAUGCAUAAAUCUAGCAGCUUUAGAGUGAGCCAGCAUUUUAUAUGCGGCUAGCACAAACUUCAGCUGUUUACGUUAUGCACCAGUGUUGGACAGUGAAUUGUUGGUGAGCUGUGCUCUGAGCACGUCUGCGACAAGGCUUAGUUUGUGGCAUCGUGAAAGCUUGGGCUGCUUAAUUAACUAAUUUUUCUUGUUCGACUGCUAUGGAUGUUUUGGUUGGUAGUCUUGGCCACAUUCUCUUACUUUUUCUGUGUUAAGUGAAGUGGUCUUACUCUGGUUGUUAAAGAGGAGCCAGGGCUAGAGGUUUUACAACAAUCGAGAUUGCUUUACCUGAUGUUCAACUGAUGUUCAUAUUGACUGUAUAUUUGAUUGCUAUUGAAACAUGGGAUUCAUUGACAGUAGUUAGAAGGGUCAGCAGUAGUUUGUACCAGGGCAAGCUAAAGAAAGGUCAACUGCUCAUCAUUGGCCAACAUACGAAGUGCUGCCUCAUAUGAAAACCCUCAUAAGGGCUCAUGGGGAGGAAGAGGAGCUCACUUAGGGCCCUUGUGAGGCCAACAGAGUCCAGAAGGAGUCUAGCUGUACUCAUAGAUGGUGUGUUUUUAAAUUUUGACUUUGAUUUUAUGAACAUGUUCCACGUGUACCGACGUGUUGAAUGGGCUUGUAUGUGGAGAACAUGUGCUCAAAGCUUUGUGUGGGAACAAGAGACAAAAGUUGUAUGGAGCUUGAUAUUUGUACUCUUUAUCCAGUUGUCUCUCCUUUAGCUAUACAUUGUGACUCUUAAAAGACCAUACUUUUAUUUUUUUAUGCGUCAAGUAGACAAAUGUACAAAUGUCUGCCUUUGUAGCCAGUGUUGUUUUUUGUGUCAGUGGCUUUGUGUCAGUAAACCAAUUAGAUUGCAGUUUUUGGGUUUCCACAUUUGUGGGGCCUACCUAUAGUUUGGUCCCGUGCACAGAAACAUGUUGGGACCAUUCAUGCACACGUCCUGAACUACCUUGAUCUACCCUGUGUUCCUGCUGUCCCAUGGUGCUUGCUGCAACUGGGGGCUUAUUAGGUGUACCCUUCUAAAGUAAGGGGUGACAGUUGCGACACCUAUGGCAGCUGCCCAGUCUUCGGGCCCAUGUGCUUGUCCUAUAAAUUUGAUGUGUUGAUCAUAGGUGGCAGCACCAUGCUGUGUCGGUAAAAUAAGGAAAUUUCAGCUAGAAGUUGUUGCUUCAUGUCAGGGCCUGCUCGUGCAGAAUUUUGUUAACACGCUAAUCAAUGUAAGAUGCAAAUUUGUGCCAUUGCAAUUUUAUUCAUUAAGAAAAAUAUGCAGCAAUAUUGUAGCAAGCAACAUUGUGAAAGAUCUUCCCAUUGGUGAUCCAUUGCCAGUUAUGUAUAUAUAUAUAAAAUGAGCUCAUGCAAGAAGCCAUAGGUGUAACAUUUCUUCGUUAUGUCAUGUUUCAGAAUGACAUUCUUUGAUUGGACAGUGUAUUGCUGGGCCUUUCUGCAGCAUUCUAGGUUAGUGGCCAAAUGUACCUGUGGAUUUGUUGUAACAUAGAAAAGUGCUUAGUGAGGUUUAUUUUGUUCAGAGAACUGAACUCUGAUAACCAGACCAACAGAUAACACCGCUGAGCUUUGUAAAUAUAGGAGCCAUGGGAAGGUGCACAUAUAUUUCUAGCUGACCAAUCACGUGUUGUAUGGCACUUAUUUCUCAUUUAAACAUUGUUCUUCCAUUAGCCACUUAUGCUCAUCAUUGAACAUUGAACUGGCGGGACAUUGCGUGAAGUUCAAAGCAGUGCUCUUGCAGUUUUCACACUUGAUAUAAAAUUGGUGAGCAACAAAUCUGAUUUGAAGUGUAAGGUGUUACUCACUGCUUUAAGCUCUAUUUGGUCAUACCUUAAUGGUCAUCCGUCCAACCUUGGCGCUGCCAUGUCGGUUAGUCAUUGAGCAAUCGCACAGCGGUUUGGCAAGUUUCCACUGGCGAUAUUCUAAACAUAAACCAUAAUUUUUUUAAACAAACUUACUUAUCAAGAGGAGCUCAGCUUUUGCAUAAGCUAUAAAGAUGUAGUGAGAUAUAUUGUGGACGCUUUUACUAAUGCUGCAAGGGUGUGAAGUGCAUUGCAACUCCUUGUCAUGACGUACUCCCCUUUGUGCAGUGGCAUUUUGUUAUGCUGCUCAGCACAAAGUUGCAGGUUCGAUCCCUAGCCACUGUAACCACACCCUGAUGGCGGCAAAAUGUGUAAACACUCUUUUAUGGUUUCGAGGAGUAUUUACGUGACAAUUUUUAAGUUGUAAUAUUCUUGCUUUGAGUUGUGGUCCAAACUCUCUGUAUCUGUACCCUAAAAUGAAUUACUAUAAUGCACUUGUUUCUCUGAACUACUUCCGGUGUCUGUAUGCAAAAGGUGGAUGUGUCAUGACAUGAUUCGUUGGCUUGCUUCAUUCUGAAAAUCACUAUGACUGGUGAAUGCAGCCUGAAGCGAACUCUUGCUUAUUUUUUUAUGAGCAAUGUCGUCAUACCUAGCCUUAUUGCUACAUGACAUCAGCAAAUGUUGCUCCAGGUCAUAGCACCACAAUAAUUUUGAUGGCGCCAGGUUCAGAGUUUCAAGACCAACUUUAGUAUCAAAUUCAAAUAUCUUCAUCUUUCCCAACCUUCAUACUUGCUAAAUAUUAUCCUUUCUAUGUUCAAGAAGCAUGUGGUUCACUUUCUACAGCUUUGAAAACAUGUGCCACUACUCCUUGACAUGUGUUUUGGGAGCCCCAGAUUUUCAAGAUAAAUGUGGAGCCCUCUGCUACAUUCUACUUUGUAGCCUAAGUUAAAACUCAUUGCUCUUGAAAAAGCCAGUGCUCUUGAUAGCCCAUAAAAUUUGCAACUGUAGCAUUUCUAUAUUCUGCCAGUACUUGUGUAUGGGACUGAUAUUGGACAUUUACUUUGCUAACAAAACUUCGUCUUGUGCAUUGAAGCAUACAAGUAACUGGAACGCCAGUGCAUUUCUCCGCAAAGUUUGGGAAUUAAUAUCUGGAAACUGGUGUCGUUCUGGGAAUUCGUUCAAAGUGUACCUGCCUAGCGAACUCCGCGGCUAGAAUUUAUAAAUUGCAAUAUGGGUCAUAAGGUAAUUAGUUAAAAUGGUAAUUAGUAAUUUUUGUUAAUUAGUUCAUUUGUCAUUUCAGUGGUUUUUUUUUUUUUUUUUCAAGGAGUGUCUGCCACUUCAAGUACAGCACCUCAUGAAUUAAGCUUGCACUAUCUGUCACAGGUGACCUUUAAGAAUUAUUUAAAGUGUUCGCUGAAACACCCUGUAUAUUGCAUUGUGAAGAGGCAAAAAUAAGGUUUUUCACUUCUGAAACACGAAUCAACUUGGUUGAAAAUGUUGUAGAAGGGCUUUUGAUAGAGCAAAGAUUAAAAUAAAGAAAAUAAGCCAUAAUAAGAAUCAAAGUAAGGUUACUUUUGGUGAAAAUAAUAAAGUACUUACGAUCUUAACUUUUCUUUUUUCUUUUUUGCAUUGACCAUUGUAUAUAUAUUUUUUUCAUGAAGUCUUCUUUUCUGCUUUUUAGUACUAAGACAUUGUGUUACUUGAGUUUGAUUGGGCUUUGUUUCACUCGACUUCAUGGACUCUAUUAAGUGGUUCGGCACGUUAGGUUGCUUCUGCUGGCAGAGGGAUUUCACAGUCUACCUCUGAGAGCAGUUUAGUAAAGUGUGGAAGAAGUAUAUAAAUAUUAUACAGGUGUGUUAUGAAUGAGUUGUUGAUGUGGCACUGGCACAUAUCUUGACAUGAGAAAGAACUGGAACAAAGAAACACCAAGAUAAAGUUCUGCCUUCCACUUUAUCUUUAUGUGGAAACAUGCACGUAUAUAAUUUUUACGUGUAUAAACAUACAUGCAAAAGCUUGUGCUCCUACGUAGCAUACACAUGCGUUAAUGUGAUGUAUGCACAGAUAUGCAGUGUGCGUGCUCCUAUCAUAGCACACGUGUGUUAAAUAUGUGAUAUAUGUACAUAUGCACAGAUAUACUCCUAUGUAGCAUACAUGUGUGUUAAAGAUGUGAUAUAUGUACAGAUUACAGUACAUGUAAGUGUGCGUGUUAGGACUAAUUAGAAGAUAGCACUGUGUCUUGGUGUUUCCUUGUUCUUUUCCAUAUUUGCACCACACUGUAACGCGAACUUGCCCAAAUCACUACCAUGUUAAACCAGUGGCGUCAAAGGAAGCAUGUGCAUAUGUGAUACUGUUUGCUUAUUUCUAGCAUAAAGCUAUCAAUAGAACGCUUUUCAAAUGCACUUUUUGUAUGCCUGAUAAAAUUGUUGCAGAGAUUCUUAGUGUGCUUCAUUUGUAACGACUCCAUGCAUAAUUAUCUUUGAUUCUAAAGCAGUGAACUUUUAGUGAAUGACCAGGAUGCUUCAGCAAGAGAACUUUUAUAGUAAAUAAUAGCAGAUGCAAAGAAUUGUUCAAAAGGCACUGGGUCUCGGUGCAGGCACGUUUCUUUCAUUGUGUUUAUGCGUGGUACAUAUACUGUAGGAACACUGGUGUAUCAACAUUUCAUGUUUCCGUUCAUUGGUUGGACAGGGUGAAGAAAGAUAGGCAAAUGUCACCACCUCACUAGCCAACAAAUGUCUUUCUUGAGAUUAUGCUUGUGUUUUCUGUUUCUCAAUUUCUAACAAUAUAUGCUUAGAAUGAAACUAUGAAGCUGUUUUUAUUAGAUGGCAUACUAGCCCAAAAUCAGUCAAAACAUAAAAGCAAUAGUCUGCACAGUGCUGGUAACGUGCAUAGAAUGUGUGAUCAAUACUGUGCAAUAAAACAAGGUAUAAAAGAAGUUGGGCUGCUGACUGCAACAACCACCGUUUGUGAAACUGAGUCACUCUGCGAGUAGGAAGCCACUCUUAUUGGCACUCUAGAGGUUAGGCAGACAAUGCAGGCGGACGCCUUCAGUUUGUCACGUUUUGUUUGUUGCCUAGCACAGUUAUGAAUAUAAUUCAUAAUUGCCCUCCUUGCCCAAAAAGGUGACAAUUGCCCAAAAAGAUGACAAAAGCUUUUCCCACUUAACUGUAACUGUCCACCGAAUCUGGUCCCCCAAGAAGUGCCCAGCGAUCAUCACUCUCACAUGAAAAUAGUUCUGUGAAUUCAUUACAAGAUUUCCUGUAUGUGGAUUUACCACUACGCCUGCAAUUUGCCAUGAAGAUAACUCAAUUUUAAUUCUCAGACUACGGAAUUUCACCGAAACAAAAGAAUAAAAAAAAAAUACUAAUUCAGACUUUUUGCAGCCUUUAGUAAUUUAGUAUACCAAGCAUUUAGCAUGAUGUGGUCGGUUUUGCUUGCUCUGUUUCUCUCGCUACUUGUACACAUGCUUUGUUUUUGAAAGUGUUUUAAUUACUCCAUCUUUGGCACUUCAUUGUCAAUUAGUACUGUCUCAAAAAUUUGUAGAUCAAAUCUCCAGAUGUUGGACUUUUGCCAUUUCACAUCUUAGCAUCAUAUCUCUCUCAUUUGGCCUAUGAUGAUCACUCAAAUUACACGCAGACAAAUCUAUGUAUGUUACAUACAAGGGAAUCUAUUUCUUAUGACUGAACUGCUUAUUGAAGCAUAAAUUACAGUGAAAUCUCAAUUUAAUGAAACUGAGUUUUAUCAAAUUUGUAACUUAAGAACCACUUUCAAUAUUUAUAGAGCCUAAUUAAUUGAAAACCUCGAAGCAAUAAAGUGAAAUGAACAUAUUGAAGGGUUUAAAGAAGUUUAGAAAAAAGAAUGUGUAAAUAGACAGUGCACAGGAAACGUGUUAUGUUGAAAAUGGCUUGAAAUUUAUGUGUGUUUUGCUACAGUAAACUUAUUACCGUGCUUCAUUGGGGUGGGCUGGUUUCCUUUCAUAAAAUUGCCUGUUUACUCCUUCAGGUCCUGUGUGUACAAAUGUACACACCAAGGUAGUGCAUCAAGAGCAACAGCACCUGUGAAAAUAUGUUUAAGACAUAUAUCAGGCAUAUUGAAACACUUCUGAUAGGACCUACGUUGCAAGUUAGAAUAGUAUCAGUAUUUUAGUAAAACGAUUUGGAAUGUGAAUAGCCCUCUGUGACAUGAAUUGUGUAGUGGGUUCACUUCUUUCACUGUUUUUUACUGUGUUCUAUGUGAAGCAUAUUCUUCAAGUGACUGGAUAGGUGCUUUCCAAAUAUGCUAGACAUGAAAUAUUUGGCCUCAUAUGCGACAUUCCAGCUGAGAGUUCUCGCGUGGGGUUCACAUUCUGUUAACUUGAUAAAACUCACUGAAAUGUUUGGAAUUCUUGAUCCGUUCGGCACCUGCAUGGCUUUCAUAAUUCCGAAAAAGCAAGAACUGUGGUGAUACAGAAUUGGCACCUGAAAAGGUUGAAGCAAUUUUUCUGGCGCCCUAAAGGAACAGAAGUGCUCAAUGGGACUGCCGUUUAAUAUAAGUGCAUAAGCCUACUGCUGGCAGAGCUCAUGCAAGCGAAAAUUAAUUUCCUUUUUUCAUUCUUGAAUAAAUAUUUCUAUAUGUUUUA